Messenger RNA from Cicer arietinum (chickpea), 3926 nucleotides. RefSeq lists its product as uncharacterized. The record is from RefSeq and is a predicted model, not a curated record. Lineage: Eukaryota; Viridiplantae; Streptophyta; Magnoliopsida; Fabales; Fabaceae.
UCACUGUUUUUUCAUAUUCCCAUAUAAACAAAACACUUUGAUUUAUGUGUAACAAGAAUCAAAAGCUAUAUGGUCCCUUCUAUCCAAGAACAGCUUUUGAAGUUUUGAUCCUUUUUCUCACACCCCAUUUGCCGAUACUCAAUGUGUGAUCCAUGAGAAAACCAAGUUGGUGGUUUAGUUUCUAUCUCAGCAAUGAAGUUUUCAGUAAGGUUGGAAUCAGUUGUGUUUCAGCUUACACCAACUAGAACAAGGUUUGAUUUGGUCAUAACUGUGAAUGGAAAGACGGAGAAAAUUGCGUCAGGUUUGCUCAGUCCAUUUCUAUCCCAAUUGAAGGCUGCUCAAGACCAAAUAGGUAAAGGUGGUUAUUCAAUUGUUCUUGUGCCGGAGCAUGCAAGUGAUGCCACGUGGUUUACCAAGGGAACUAUUGAAAGGUUUGUUCGCUUUGUGAGUACACCUGAGAUACUGGAACGUGUAUAUACUUUAGAAUCCGAAAUCUUACAAAUUGAAGAGGCAAUUGCAAUUCAAGGAAAUCAUUCCAUAGGGAUUAGCCUUAUCGAAGAAAACCAAAUAAAACAAGUGGAAAACACUGAAGGGACUUUUGAAAGGACAAGUAGGAAAUUUAAGCAGGAGAGUAAUGUAGAGAAAGCAGUUGUUUCUUACAAGUCUGAUGCACAGCCACCUGAAGCAAAUGGAAGCACGUCGUUACAAGGAAAAUCAAAAGUUCAGCUUUUGAGAGUCCUGGAGACACGUAAGUCAGUGCUGCAUAAAGAGCAAGGAAUGGCAUUUGCACGUGCUGUUGCUGCUGGUUUUGACAUUGACUACAUACCAGCUUUGAUGUCAUUUGCUGAAUGCUUUGAAGCGUCGCGUUUGAUGGAUGCAUGUAAAAAAUUCACGUCUCUAUGGAAAAGAAAGCAUGAAAGUGGACUAUGGCUUGGAGUUGCAACUUCUGAAGCAACGCCUAAUCAUGCAGAUUUCUCUGCAACAAAUACAUCAGGCGUUUUACUUCCGAACAAUAUGGUCAAUACAUCCAACACUGAAAUGAACUUAGAAAGUAAUGGUGGGAAUAAAAACUCAGGCAACCAAGAUAAUAUUCAAGGUCAAUUUCCUAAUCAUGGGUUCUCCCCUUGGCCUGUUCAUUAUCCACCAGAUGCUUUGCCGGUGUAUCAUCCAUAUCCAGUCGAAGGCGUGCCCUACUAUCCGACUUAUCCAGGAAACAGCCAGUUUAUGCAGCCAGGUUGUCCGCCUAUGGAUGAUCCAAGAUUACAUGCUGGUCAAAGUAUGCAACAUAGAAGACAUUCCAUGGAUAGUAGACACAACAAUACUGAAUCCGAAAAUUGGGACAUAGAAACUUCGAAAACGAGGGUUCAGGGUGAAGUGGAUAUGAAGAAGGAAGGUUUACAGACCGGAGACCGAAGGAAAAAGGCUAGCCGAUUAGAUAGACGUAAGUCUGACACAGUGGUCAUCCAGAAUAUCAAUUACAUAACAAAGAUAAAAAGUUCGUCUGGAAGUGGAUCAUAUUCUGAUUCUGCAAUUGAAACUGAUGAAGAUAAAGAUAUUCAAGAACCUGUGAAGACCUCAAAAAGAAGAGGAUCCGGUAAGGCAUCUUUGAAGAGGUUGAAUUCAACUGAUAAGGAAGAAAUAGACUAUGCGAAGGAAGCAGAUGGAGCACAUUGGCAAGCAUUCCAAAAUUAUUUAUUGAGAGGUGUAGAUGAGGAUAGACAUGCCAUUGACCAAAACCAGUAUGAAGCGGAAAAGGCUGAUCACGUGAGAAGAAAAAAACAUGUUGCGGUCAAUGAUCCUUUAGAUUUUACCGAGAGAAAUCCUAUUGACAUUGACUUGGAGUUCCCAAAGGUGUAUACGGAGGAAGAAAAACGGAAAAUUUCCAAUUAUCAAUCAGAUGAAUUGAGCUUGAUGCCUGACCGAGGAGCUGAUAAAAGGUCAAUAGAUUAUGACCGUGCACUAGACUAUGAAAUGCAGGCCCAAGUUGUAAGUGGUUCUUCACAAGAUAAGAAGAACAAAGGGGUAUUGGCUCACACCAAACCAGGAACUAAAACGUUGGAUAAGGAGCAGAAAUCGAAACCUACUCCAAGUAGUUCUGAUAGAAAAAAGACAGUUGGGCCAAUAAGAAGAGGAAAGGCUAAUAAACCAAGUCCAUUGGAUGAAGCACGUGCGCGUGCUGAAAGACUACGAAAAUACAAAGCUGAUCUCCAGAAAAUGAAGAAAGAGAAGGAAGAGGAAGAUAUAAAACGCCUCGAGGCUUUAAAGAAGGAGAGGCAAAAGAGAAUCACUGCUCGGAGUAGCCUGGCAACUACCAAGUCACAAAUGUCAUCACAGCAAACCAAGAAACAGUUUGAAACGAAAUUUUUGCCGAGCGUGCAUAAAGGAUCAAAAUUUAGUGAUUCUGAGCCAAGAUCAUCCUUACCCUUCCAAAGGUUCCCCAUCAGAGCUGCUUCUGGCGGAUCCAAUGAUUCUUCAAAGGCCUUGAAAACCGGCAGAUUGAAUUCCGGUAGCCACUCAGUUACAAGCAAAUUAAGGCAGUCUGUGCCUCCUCUUCCUGAACCUAAGCAAGAGAAGGGCGAUGGUGCAACCAAUACUAAGGCAUCAAUGACACGCAUUAGAAGAUUCUCAGAACCUAAAAUGAGUACCAUUCGUCCGACUUCAUCAGUUAAACCACGAACCUCUAGGACAAUUUCAAGGACAAAAGCAACUGAUGAGACAGAGAGAAGAAAGAUUUCUGCUAUUGUGAAUUAUGAUAAAGACAAGAUUGCGACCCUUCCAGAACUGAAAAUCAGAAUAUCUAAAGCAAAUAACACUAUCCAAGACAGAUCAUCAAUUAAAGAGAAGACACAAAAGCUUUAUGGCAACAAGCCUUCUAUGAAUUCCGAAGGUGCCUUGUUGAAGAAAAGUGAAAUUGGAAUUUCAUCCAUUGAUGCUGGAGAUGACAAUCCUAUAAUUGAUAAGACUGUUGUGAUGCUUGAGUGUGGAAAAAAACCUUCUGCCCCUGAUGUAAGCAAUGAGAAAUCAAGAGGAAAAACAGUGAUAGCAAAGAGACAGUAUGACAAUGAUAAAGUAAUGGAGAAAACUGAGAUAGUAUCAAAUGACGUUGGUGUUCGUGCACCGGCUUCAUCCUUAAGAACAAAUGUGGUAGACAUAGAAACCUCAGAGAACCAAUCACAAGUGAAACCUGUAUCCACCAAGGUUAAAAUGAAUAAUACAGAGAAAGAACCUGCAAAAUCAUCUAGCACACGUAUUGCCGAGGGAACAUAUCGUGCCUCGUAUUCUCGAGGUUCUUCAUUAGAAGAUCAUUGUACACAGAAUUCUGGGUAUGGUAAAACACCUCCCAUGAGCUUGGAGACUGCAUCAAUUGGUACAGAGACUUUCAGGGGACACGUGUCUGACACCAGAAACUCAACGCUUGAGAAGAUUCUUGAGGUAAAUGAGAAUCCUCAGGUGAAGGAGUCACCAAAAGGAUUGAGACGACUGUUAAAGUUUGGAAGAAAGAAUCACAACUCAGCUACUGGGAGCAGCAUGGAAUCAGGUAAUGCGAUUGGAGCAAAUGGUUCCUCCAAUGAAGUUCCCACUUUGAAGAAUUUGCUCUCUCGAGAUGAAACUCUCUCAACCAAUGCGACUCCUCAAAAGUCUACUCGCUCUUUCUCGUUGUUAUCACCUUUUCGGAACAACAGCAGAGAAAAAAAGAUAAUGACGGCUUGAUAGAACCGAUCCUGUCAUUUGAGGUUUGAUGCAGCGACCGUUUACUCGAUUCUUUUAAUUUUUUUCCCUCUUUUCCAAAGUGUCAAUUGUCCUGGAUUAUUAUUGUCUUGCUGGAAAUAUCAGAGUAAAUAUAUUACUGUUGAAAUCCACUUCUCUGUCUACCCUUAACUGUUGCUUUUUUAAUCAAUAAUAAUGCUUGAAUUUUAUUCUUUACA